AUGUCAAGCUGCUUCUGCAAUCAUUCAAAGGAACAAACUGCUCCAGAGAAGGCUACUACAGACCCGGAAGAUCAAUUGAUCACAAGUACAGAUCCAAACCAUCCAGCCAACUUGAUUUGUGAAUUAUGUAAACUUUUCUAUGAUAACGGAUGGGUUACAGGUACUGGUGGUGGUAUAAGUAUAAGGGAUGGGAACAAGAUCUUUAUUGCACCAUCAGGAGUACAAAAGGAACGUAUGCUCCCAGAAAAUAUGUUUGUUAUGGACUUGGAAUCUACCAAAUAUUUGAGAACUCCGAAGAUUUAUAAACCAUCUGCUUGUACACCAUUAUUCAUGUCAGCUUAUACCAUGAGAAAUGCUGGUGCUUGUAUACAUACACAUUCGCAAGCUGCAGUUAUGGUUUCAUUGCUUUAUGAAAAGGAAUUCAAAAUUGCUAAUAUUGAACAAAUUAAAGCCAUUCCUAAAGUUACAGAACCAGGUUAUCUAAGUUUCUUUGAUACUUUGACCAUUCCAAUCAUUGAAAAUACAGCACAUGAAGAAGAUUUGACUGAUACACUACAAAAGGCAAUCGAAGAAUAUCCAGGUGCUACAGCAGUUAUUGUUAGAAGACAUGGUAUCUAUGUCUGGGGUGAAACUGUUUGGAAGGCUAAAGUGUACAACGAAGCUAUUGAUUAUUUAUUAGAAUUGGCUGUGAAAUUAAAACAAUUUGGAAUUCCACCAUAUGUUGCAGUUGGUGAAGAAAAGAAAUAUGUUGACCCAAAAAUCUACAAUUGA
Hansenula ciferrii is the source of this 771-nucleotide messenger RNA. RefSeq names its product methylthioribulose 1-phosphate dehydratase MDE1 (gene MDE1). Gene Ontology annotation, molecular function: methylthioribulose 1-phosphate dehydratase activity; metal ion binding. The coding region runs from base 1 to 771 and encodes 256 amino acids. The transcript has a single exon. Gene Ontology annotation, cellular component: cytoplasm. Lineage: Eukaryota; Fungi; Ascomycota; Saccharomycetes; Phaffomycetales; Wickerhamomycetaceae. The record is from RefSeq and is a predicted model, not a curated record.